CUUGUGAUACUAUUGGACCCCAGGUGUACCUGCUUCUGUGUUCGUGGCCAUUUCUGCUCAGUUGUUAGACUAAGCAUUCACAGAACGUCACUUAAAGAACAGGCUGCUUCGACUUUACUAUUGGUGGGGGUUCCCACUCAAUUCAUCCAGCAUGCUCCGUACCAUGGCCCCUUGGCCUGAGGUGGAAAAUGCCCAACCUGACCCUGAGAAAUACAUCAAAGAGGGCGCGGGGCAGCAGCCUGGCGCAGAUGCCAAGGGCAAGGAUGUGGACCAAAAUGCCAGCGGGACUCCAGUGGCCAAGAUUGAGCUACUGCCCUCCUACUCCACCGUGGAACUAUUAGAAGAGCCCACCCAGGUGGAAGACCCCUGGAAUCUGCCGGAGCUCCAGGACACUGGCAUCAAGUGGUCAGAGAGAGAUGCCAAAGGGAAGAUUCUGUGUAUCUUGCAAGGAAUUGGGAAGUUUGUCUUGCUCUUGGGAUUCCUCUACUUGUUCGUGUGCUCCCUGGAUAUCCUCAGCAGUGCCUUCCAGCUGGUUGGAGGAAAGAUGGCCGGGCAGUUUUUCAGCAACAACUCCAUCAUGUCCAACCCCGUGGCGGGGCUGGUGAUCGGCGUGCUGGUGACCGUCAUGGUACAGAGCUCUAGCACCUCCUCGUCCAUUGUCGUGAGCAUGGUGGCCUCCUCAUUGCUCACUGUGCGGAUGGCCAUACCCAUCAUCAUGGGGGCCAACAUCGGAACCUCCAUCACCAACACCCUGGUGGCGCUCAUGCAGGCCGGAGACAGGAACGAGUUCAGAAGGGCUUUCGCAGGGGCCACUGUCCACGACUUCUUCAACUGGCUGUCUGUCUUGGUGCUACUGCCCCUGGAGGCCAUCUCCCACUACCUGGAGAGGCUGACUGGGCUUGUGGUGAACACCUUCAACUUUCAGAAUGGAGAUGAGGCCCCAGCCUUGCUGAAAGUCAUCACAGACCCCUUCACAAAGCUCAUUGUCCAGCUUGACAAAAAAGUUAUCCACCAAAUUGCAAUGAAUGACCCAGCAGCCCAAAACAAGAGCCUGAUCAAGAUUUGGUGCAAGUCUGUCAGCACAGUGGCACAGAUGAAUGUUACUGUCCCCUCACCUGAAAACUGUACCUCCUCUUCACUCUGUUGGACGGAUGGUGCCCAAACCUGGACCUUGAAGAACGUGACCCUACAGGAGAACAUUGCUAAGUGCCAGCACAUCUUUGUGAACUUCAACCUCCCAGACCUCAUCGUGGGCAUCAUCCUGCUUGUUCUCUCCCUACUGGUCCUUUGUGGUUGUCUGAUCAUGAUUGUCAAGAUCCUGAGCUCCGUGCUCAAGGGCCAGGUGGCUACUGUCAUCAAGAAGACCAUCAACACUGACUUCCCCUUCCCCUUCUCCUGGGUGACCGGCUACCUGGCCAUCCUCGUGGGAGCCGGCAUGACCUUCAUCGUGCAGAGCAGUUCUGUGUUCACAUCUGCCCUGACCCCGCUGAUUGGUAUCGGUGUGAUAAGCAUCGAGAGGGCGUAUCCACUCACGCUGGGCUCCAACAUCGGCACCACCACCACCGCCAUCAUGGCAGCUUUGGCCAGCCCAGGCAGCACCUUGAAGAGCUCACUCCAGAUCGCCCUGUGCCACUUUUUCUUCAACAUCUCUGGCAUCUUGCUGUGGUACCCGAUCCCGUUCACCCGCCUGCCCAUCCGCCUGGCCAAGGGCCUGGGCAACAUCUCCUCGAAGUACCGCUGGUUCGCUGUCGUCUACCUCAUCAUCCUCUUCCUCCUGUUCCCACUGUCAGUGUUCGGCCUCUCCCUAGCAGGCUGGCCAGUGCUGGUGGGCGUGGGGGUGCCCAUUGUCGUCCUGCUGCUCCUGGUGGUGUGCCUGCGGCUGCUGCAGUUCCGCUGCCCACGCAUCCUGCCUCAGAAGCUGCGCACCUGGAGCUUCCUGCCCUCGUGGCUGCGCUCCCUGGAGCCCUGGGACCGUGUCAUCUCCCUGCUCACCACCUGCUAUCAGCGGCGCUGCUGCUGCUGCUGCCGUGUGUGCUGUCGCGUGUGCUGCCUCAUGUGCGGGUGCACCAAGUGCUGCCGCUGCAGCAAGUGCUGUGAGGACCAUGAGAGGGAGGAGGAGCCGGGGGUCCCCAUCAAGGGGCCUGCGGCCUUCGGCAUGGCCAUGACCCAAGAGGUCCAGGGGGAUGGCAAGGGCACAGCGAUCUCCUGCACCGUCACGGCCUUCUAGGGGAAACUGGGGGCUUGGGGACCCAGGGCCCAUGCAUACCUUCUGUGGCCUUCCACUGCCUCACAGAAAUCUCUCCAUCUGGAAAUAGUCACGUGUCCUGUGGGCCCCCACGUCCCACACAGGAUGACAUGGAGAACUAGAGCUUGACCACGCCCACUCCUGCACAGCUGCAGCAGUACCCACUUCUAGACCCAGCCUAUCAGUUGGGAAGGACUGAGGAGGGACCAGAGAAGGGUCCCAUGGGGGGUGUCUGUGUCUACAGAGCUCUCAUUUUUAUUUUUUUAUUUUUUAUUUUUUAUAACUGGAACCCAUUUGUCCCAAGAGUAGCAGGACCAGGGAAAUAGGGGGAUCAUUGGAGACCAUAGGCCUGGGCCUUUCCUGCCUGGCAUGGCUUCAUCAGCAGAGAGACUCCUUCACUGGGCUUCAGGCUACUGCCCUCCCACUAUCUUGGUCAGAAGUCAUCCCAGUCAGAAUAAGAUAUACAGCUCCCCUCAGCCUGUUCCCUCCCCUAGAAUCCCUGGGAGCAUCCAUACAUGCAAUAGUCCUGCAGAUUGUUGCUAGCUUACUAGGUCUAGCUUCUAGCAAUCAGCUUCUACCUACCUGUCCAUCCUACCCACUGGGUGCCCACUGGAAUCUCCAAGCAUCUUCCCCUCCCCAUAGAUGAGCUCUGAUUUCCUGCCCUCUCCUCACACCUGCAGAGCUACAGCCUUUCAGUAGGGGGCGCCACACAGGGCUGACAGAACCGCUGUCCAUCAUGGGUCUCGGUCCUGAAUGCUAGACGCCUUCCCUGUGUCUCCCAAGUCCCUGUCACACCUAUGUUCCCCACCCUCACCUCCUCCCUGGCAAGUGAACUUGAGCCUUAUCCAAAAAAAGGGUGUGAUGGUGCCCCAGGUCACCCUCCUCUAGCGUCUCCAUAGGAACAAGCCCUCUCAAACUCCCCAUGUAGAUAUCGCGAUCCCCAAACAGAGCCUUUUAUACUUUAUAGCCAUAUACCUGUACAGCAUUUUUCAUAAUUUAUGUAGUAAAUAGUUUGUGGUUUUGUGUAUUUUUGACUCAUUUGGAAUUGAGGUAGGGUUCUAUGGAAUGUAAAGACAGAAGCAAGCACCUUUGUAUAUUUUGUGAUACUGACUUUAUUAAGCAGGCCUCCGGGCCACGCCGCCCUGCACACUGUACAUAUGUAAGUUAAGCCUGUGGUCAUCUGCACUCUUGAUUUUUUUUUUUUUUUUAAACUGGAAUCUUUGUACCUGUGUUGAUUGUAUUUUUUUU
Messenger RNA from Octodon degus (degu), 3493 nucleotides. It is a transcript of the gene Slc34a2, whose product is annotated as solute carrier family 34 member 2. Lineage: Eukaryota; Metazoa; Chordata; Mammalia; Rodentia; Octodontidae. Gene Ontology annotation, biological process: sodium-dependent phosphate transport; intracellular phosphate ion homeostasis. Gene Ontology annotation, cellular component: apical plasma membrane; vesicle; brush border. The coding region runs from base 152 to 2227 and encodes 691 amino acids. The transcript is spliced from 13 exons. The record is from RefSeq and is a predicted model, not a curated record. Gene Ontology annotation, molecular function: sodium:phosphate symporter activity.